This is a messenger RNA of Ruditapes philippinarum (Manila clam), 2504 nucleotides long. Its product is annotated as integrin beta-1-binding protein 1-like. The transcript has 5 exons. The coding region runs from base 80 to 631 and encodes 183 amino acids. Gene Ontology annotation, cellular component: cytoskeleton; ruffle; lamellipodium. Gene Ontology annotation, molecular function: integrin binding. Gene Ontology annotation, biological process: negative regulation of substrate adhesion-dependent cell spreading; negative regulation of focal adhesion assembly. NCBI's taxonomy places the organism in Eukaryota, Metazoa, Mollusca, Bivalvia, Venerida, Veneridae. The record is from RefSeq and is a predicted model, not a curated record.
AUAUUUAGAGGUGUUCAAAGUCAAAUUUACCACAGUUUUUAAAUUUUAUGUUGCACCGGUAUGUAAAAAAUAAAAAAAAAUGUUUCAAGGAUUUCAGAAAAAGAAGCCUAAGCUUUCACAUCACGGAUCAAAAGAGGCUGAUGAUAUAUACCACUCGUCAAGUAAUGAAUCUGGGUCACUGAAGGACAGUAAAGAUGGCAGUGAAAGGUUUAAGCAGCUGUAUGAGGUGUAUUUUGUUGGCAUUGUUCCAGAUAUUGUCAUGAGUCAUUCUAUAACACGAGACAGGGAGGCCCAACUCGUGGAUAGAAUAGAGGAAUCUCAGAUUGAGGGAAAGUUACCAAUAUCCCCACAGGAAGAUGAUAAAGUAAAGAUUAGUGUCUCAAUACAUGGUGUCAAAGUAUUAGACAUGAAAGCACAAGAAGUUUUGCAGCGUCAUCCAUUACAUACGAUAGCACAGGUUGUACAGUACAGUGACGGAGGAAGUGUGAAUAAUAUCGCCUUUAAAAUUGGAAAUGUCAACAAAUCUGUGUUCAGUGCAUAUGUGUUUGAAUGUCUUUCAGAGGAACAAGCACAAAUGAUUUGUCAAAAUGUAAGAGCAAUGUUCGACAAAAUCACAGAAAAGAACAGAUGAAGUUUAAGACAUUAUAUUUUACCAUAAAGCGUCCUGUGAUAAUAGAUAUAGGCAAUGGUGCUUACUUUUAAUGAAUGCAAUAUUACACUCAUAAUCACAAUCAAUGUGAAAACUUGUUUAUUGUCAUAUAAUAUACAUGUAUAUUGUAUUGUUACUUUGAUUUUGACUGAAGCACAUUGGUGAAUAUCUUUUUUGAAAGAUUUGACUAUGCUGGUUAGAACAACAUUAAGUGUGAAAAUAAGUGCUGUAAUGACUCAAGUAUACAUGAAGAAAACAUUAUCUCAGUGAUUCAUUGGUACAGCUUAUGUGUAAACCAAAUUAAGCAUAUAUAUUAUGGUAUUUACAAGACUUGGAGUUUGGUAAGCAUUAAAGUGACAUUAUGCCCAUCCAAGGGUAUAAAUUAGUGAACAAGUGAAAGUCAAAAUAAGUUUUUAUUUUGCCAUAAUUCCUUUAAAUAUCAAAAAAUAUUUCACAUUAACAGUAAACAAUGCAUGGAUCCAAAUUAUUUUUCGUAAAUAACCAUUUGAAUUUACUUGUAACGUUCAGGUCAUAAAAAGAAUGGGACAGUCUUUUUAUAUUUUAGGCAGAUUUUAAUUUUAUAUUAAACAUUUUUCAUUGUGAACUGAUGGUCAAUCACUAUUUUAACAGUCAAUAUUUUGAAAUAUAUAGUCAGUUCAUCUCAACUUGACUAUGAAAAUAUGAGCAUAAUGUCACUUUAAUUUUGGUCUCACACAACCUGUCAUCACUUUGUAUACAGUAUAUAAUUAUAUUUUAUUUUCAACAUUGCAGGCACAUGUAUGUUGAUUAUUGAUAAAAUGAUAGGAAAAAUGAAACUAUGUUUAAUGUCAUGGUUUGGGACUGAUAAAAUUAUAAUAAAUCCUAUUGACCAUGGCUGAGUGGUUAUGCUCACUGAUGAAUGUGAUUGAUAUGAUAAUAAUUAUAAUAACCUAUUGACUAUGGCUGAAUUUUAAUGGUCACUAAUUCUAAUUCUAAUGAUGUAACAAGUAUGGUAAUAUUCAAGCCCAUGGCUAAGUGGCUAUCGUUACUGAUGAAUAUGACUGGUAUCAUAAUGUUUGAGUUGAUUGACCAUGACUGACUGGUUAUACAUGUAGUCAUUGAUUGAUCUGACUGAUAAAAUGAUAUUAAAGCCUAUUAAACAUGGCUUAGAAGUUAUGACUUAGAAACACUUGCUUCUCAUUGUUGUAGGGUCAGAUCUCUAAGUUUUCCUUUAUUUAAUGUGAAGAGCUAUCCAAUCAGCUUACUGAUAUGAAAGUCAGUGGUUUGAAUCAGGCACUCACUUCCGCAUAAGUUAUUCAGAGAGGGACUAGUGCUUUGUUCCUCAAACAGUAUAGCUGGAAUGUGUCAAAUAUACAUGUAUAUAAAUGUACCUUUAAAGGGUUGGUGUGAAUGACAUCAAAUUAUAAAAGCUUAUUUUAAUCACAUAUAGUAAUUGUUUAAAGUUAUAAUAUGAAUAAAUAUCUGUUGUUUUCAAAGAUGCAGGACUCUAGCCAAUCUCUCAUGAACUUGACAAUCUGUCAUGAAAUUUCAACUGUUUCAAUUAUAGAAGAAAACCCUGAAAAGUUUCAAAUUGAAGCAUUCAUAAAUCUAAGUGAAACAAAAUUCAAUGUGUGUUGCUUGUGUAUUGUUAUUUUCAGGUUUGUUAUGAUGUGGAUUCAUGUGGGUUAUUACUUGUAUUACACUUUAAAUGUUUAUUAACAAUUAUGAUAAUAUUAGUUAUGCACUUCUAUGGAAAUAUCUGGGUUUUUUUUGUAUAUAUAGAAAAUAUAUAUUUUUAUUUUUACACUUGUUAUUUAUAGCAAAUAAUGUAAAUUAGUACAAUGCUAAUUAAAGUACAAUAAAAGAGAAAAUUUAA